Molecule: messenger RNA, 603 nt
Organism: Apus apus (common swift)
Lineage: Eukaryota; Metazoa; Chordata; Aves; Apodiformes; Apodidae
Gene: CMC1
Product: C-X9-C motif containing 1
Exons: 4
Coding region: 77-400 (107 amino acids)
Cellular component (GO): mitochondrion
Source: RefSeq, a predicted model, not a curated record
GCGCCUGCGCGGGAGGGGAGCGGGCCGGGCCGGCCCCGCGCGCAGCCGCCGCCGCCGCCGCCAGGCCGGGCCGCAGAUGGAGCCUCCCCCCGGCGCCGCAGAAGCUUCUAAGCUCAGACAUGUAGAAAAAGAUGUUUUGAUUCCACAAAUAAUGAGGGAUCGAGCCAAGGAGCGGUGUUCAGACAAAGUGCAAGCAUUUACUAAAUGCUGUCAAGAAACUGGCUUUCUUAUGGUGGUGAAGUGUCGGCAAGAGAACACAGCACUGAAAGAUUGUCUGGUUGGCUACUAUUCUGAUCCAUUAUUCUAUGAAGAAUGCAAAACAGAAUAUUUGAAGCAAAGAGAAGACUACAGAGCAACUGGAAUUAAGAAGAAAAGACAUAAGAUAACUUCAAAUGUGUAGUUAAGAUUAACUUUUCAAAUUUUAUAUUCAACUUUAAUUUGACUUGAUUUAAAUAGAUUUAAAUCAGCUGUAUCCCCUUCUGUGUGGAAUUUAACUGAAAUACACAAAAUGAGAUUAAUGGAGAAUAAAAUUAUGUCUGAACUUAACAGGUUUUAUUUUUUAAAAUUUAUUUUCUGUAAUUAAAGAUACAAAGCAUUCUGUCA